Ostertagia ostertagi is the source of this 2265-nucleotide messenger RNA. NCBI's taxonomy places the organism in Eukaryota, Metazoa, Nematoda, Chromadorea, Rhabditida, Trichostrongylidae. The record is from the annotation of a GenBank genome assembly.
AUGCAACAGCUAAUUCAUCUUGCCGCUUACAUACAAUCGGCGCUAUUGGCUUACUUGUCAAUGUCUUUCUUGGAUGUACAGGCUCUGGAAAUGAGACCGCUCGAGCGGUUCUUCUAUGCCUAUGGCGACUUCCUUGCCCGUCAUCCUUGGCCUUUUGUGAUCGUACCAGCCCUGCUCACCAUCAUCUCAUCUUAUGGAAUGCUAUCAUUCCAUUCACAGGACGACAUAUGGGACAUGUACGCGCCGUUGGAUGGCUUAGCGCGUCUCGAAGAACAAGCGCUGAAGCCGUUCGAGUACGCCUCUGGAUCGCACCACUACAGGAUGCAAAUAUUGGUCACACGAAAAGAUGGCGGAAACAUAUUGACCAUGGAUGGCCUUGAUGAGAUCUAUGAAGUGCAAAAGUACAUCUCCGAGAACGUGACCGCCUCGGAUGGUAUCCAGGAACUUCACUACAGCGACAUGUGCGGCGUUUAUUGCGACGACAGCAACGCUGCCGUUAUCGCGGUCUUACAGACUGCAAUCUCCUCUGAUGAUGAUGGACUAUCUUCUGUGAGACUGACCUACCCAAAUGCGGAAGCUUUCCAGGUCGACACUACACUGCCGAAUGGAAAGAAAAUUGCCGCAAAUUACGAGCAGAAAUUACUCCGUGUAUUUGCCACUUUGACUGAGAGCUCAGCAAACUUCGCUUAUUCAAUGUUGAGCAGAAAUAGAGAGAUCGCAGAGCAAAGGGCCAUCACAAUCGUUGCUCUACCAUUCCUCGGCCUCACUGCUUUGGUCUUGAUCGGAUUCAUGUUCAUCACACUUAUCGAAUUUCCACUCUACAGAAGUCAAUUCAUGGAGUCAGUGAUUGGUAUGAUUUCGCCGGCAAUGGCUCUGUGGACUAGCGGCGGUUUUCUAUUCUGGAUCGGAUUCCCCUUCUCGAACAUUCUUACCGUCGUUCCGUUCCUUGUGGAAAGGCGCUUCUUUGGAACAACGAAUGGCCGAAUCAAUCUCAAUUUCCGGCGCUUCUGUGACCGUGACCUCUGUCACAGAUGUUUACUGUUGCCUUUUGCUAUCGGUCUAUUUGCCAACCAUGCCUGUGGUAGCGGUUGUUCUGCCUGUGUUCAACUUUACGUAGCUACUGUGGUCAUGGAUUGUUGUCUACAGUUGACGUUUUUCUCCGCUAUGAUGAGCUUCAUCGUUCGUCGACAGAUCAAUCAUGACGAGAAAGCCAGAGAUCGAAAAAUUCAGGACGGAAACCCGUCGAUCACUUCAAUAGACGACCAUAUGAAAGCGAAGCUGGGCGAGACCGAUGGUGUUUUCGAUCUCAUGCUCCCCUCGUUCACAUCACCAGUUCGAGAGAUUAAGCCCAAAAAGAGUCGUCUUGAGGUCUUCGUCGAUUUUCUUCAGACAAAAACCGCUAAGGCAUUAGUGAUGUUCAUCUUCUUCGCUCACGUUGGGGUAAGCACUUACCUGGCCACUGAGGUAAGCACCGACUUCAACAUGGAGAAUCUCUACCUCGAAGGAUCGCCUCUGACAGAAAUUUCGCGACAAAUGCAGGACUUCGUUCUGCAGCGAAUCCUUCGUGCGUGGAGCUUCGCCGUCAGACCGAUGCCCGACUUCUCUGAUGAAAACAUUCGCGAACGAUUCAACGAAAUGGUCGAGAAACUCGAAACUCUACCGAAAUACGGCUGGGGACCUGAAGCGACCGUAUUUUGGCUCAGAGAUUACAAUAGAACGAUUCAAUUUUGGGAGGAGGAAGAAGAUUUCUGGUCACCGGAAAUUCUUCUGCGUGAUCUCCUUGCCAGCUACCCGUCCUUCCACGUGCUUUCCCAUCAUCCGUUCGAAAAAGUGCCGAAGAACUUCCUCCAGACUGCUGUGUCAGCAGUGAUCUUGAUGUCCAUACUGGUGCUCCUGUUCGUGAUGAACUGGGAAGCGAUCAUCUCUGUGGUCGUAUCGAUUGUGUCGAUUUGCCUAGGCAUCGUCGCGUAUCUACACUUAUGGGGAGUCUGUCUGGAUGCUGUGUCAUUGAUCAGUAUUCUGAUGUCAGUUGGAUUCUCAGUUGACUACUCAGCCCAUGUCUGUUACCACUACUUCGCUCACGCUGCUGAGGACGAUCACCAUAAGGACGAAGCGGAUUCGGUCGAAUCUGGUAGCAGCGGCAGUAGUCAAUCAAUCAAUAAACCGUUGAGAAAAUCAGCAAAAGAUCGAUCGUCGAAGCGAUUGCUUGCCACAUUCCAUGGAGUCGGUUGGCCUGUGGUGCAGAGUGGCUUGAGCACGAUAAUC